GUCAGCAUAAAACCGGUGCCCCAUCUUUUGCAUCAGUAUACUGCGCUUUCGCCUUCCCUGUGACAAACUUCAACUUUGCAUAAACCGCAGCUGCAGUUGACCCAGCACUCAGCACAUUGCUUCAUUUGCUGGUUGCGCACUAUAUUAUUUACCUUUGAAGUCUAGCGAUUUACAGAAACCAAUCAUGAGCUCCGAGCAGCAGCCCGCUGUCCAUGGCGCGAACAGCGACGAUGCAGUGGUGCAAGAGGCGCGCGCUCAGCUUACAGACGUGGAGGCGACGGCCGUUUCGGUCUCCAAGUUCCGUGUGGCGGGGGCCAGCCUGCGGCGGCCCGACGGCAGCCCCUUCUUCGACGCAUCCUUCGACGCGCAGCUUUGCAACGCUGUCCUGCCCCAGGAGGAGCAGGCCGCACUGCUCGGCCUGUUCCAAGACCACAUGGUCGCCGUACUGGCCAUGCGUACGGCAGAGAUUGACGAGCACGUCAUGGCGGCGGUUGGCGGCGGCAGUAGCAGUGGCGGCGGAGGCGCCAACGGCAGUAGCAGUGGCAGUGGCGCCAAUGGCAGUAGCAGGGGAGUGCGGCAGCUGGUGAUCCUGGGUGCGGGUCUGGACAUGCGCGCGUGGCGGCUGCCGCUGGAGGUGGCGGGGCCCGGCAGUAGCAGCGACAGCGGCAGCGGCAGUAGCAGUGGCGUCACGGUGUUUGAGCUGGACUCAGGCUCCACGGAGUCCCUCAAGACGCGGGUGAUGGGCGCCGCGCCGCCACCCAGCCGCUGCCGCCGCGUGUUCGUACAAGUGGACCUGGAGGCGCCGGAGCAGGCUCUGGAGCGGCUGCGGGCUGCGGGCUGGGACCCUGCCCAGCCCAGCGUGUUUGUGAUGGAGGGACUCAUCGGCUACCUCACCGCGGCAGCCGGCGACGCGCUGUUCCGCCGCCUGCGCUCCUCCGCCGCGCCCGGCAGCCGCCUGGUGCUCACCACGCCGCCCUCCGCCGCCUGGCGCGACGAGCUGCAGCGCACGCGCGGGGCCCGGCUGCACCACACCACAUUCGAGGAGCCGGAGCAGACGCUGGCCAGGGUUGUGGCUGCGGGCUGGUCGGGCGCUGAGCUGCGGACUGCGGAGGCGCUGGCAGCCAAGUACGGGCUGGCGGAGAACCGGCAGGGCGUCAUUGUGGCGGUCGUGUGAUGGUGACAUGUGUGUGUGUGUGUGUGCUGGGGGGGCAGAGGAUUGGGGAGGAUGGGGACCUAGGCUUAGGUAUGGCGAUAGAGGAAACCUAUGUGUCUGCUGUGUGUUAGGGGAUGGUGAUUUUGGAAUGCGGCGGGUGGGGAUGCAAAGGACAGGGUGGCAAUGGGGGCGCUGGGGGCGUGCGGUUGAUUACGGGGAGGCAGCAGGGGCAGGGUUGGGCACACGUACACGCACACGCACACGUGUCGGUAUGUUGCUGGCACCGCAUGACGUACGGACAGGUUGUUAGUUGGAGUCGACGUGUGGCAGCGAUGGAGGCGCGGGAGGCUACUGGUGCGGGGGCAGGGGGAGGUGAUGCGGCCGCCUCGUGCGUGUAGCAGGGGUCUUCCUGGCGUGUUUUCAUGGCGUGUCGACACACACCGCCAGCUGCGUCGAGGCAGUGUUUCGAUCUUCUGAACCCUUGGGCAUUCCCAGUUGAACACAACCCAAAGCAUGUGCGAGAGCGCUCGUCAUCGUUAUAUGCUGCAGAGGACAGUGAUACAGAGUGAUAAGCACUAGUGCAUGGUGCAAGGUGUGGAUGGCGUAGGGUGGUAGUGGAAAUGGAGGCAGUGGACUUGGGCGACUGGCACGAGAGGCAAUGGCUGGGUCGAAGCAAAGAGAGGAGCUUGUGGAAGUAGGGCUGUCCCGCGAGGAAGCGAGAAGGAAAUUAAGAAGUGAGGAGGGAUGUGUGUUCGCUUUGUGUGUAAUCUGUGCGUGCGUGUCUGAGUGGCAGCUGUGGCUGGAUGGCUGUGGCGCGUUGCAGUGCUGUAAGUAACCGAGACA
Messenger RNA from Chlamydomonas reinhardtii, 1996 nucleotides. RefSeq lists its product as uncharacterized. The record is from RefSeq and is a predicted model, not a curated record. Bases 185 to 1174 code for a protein of 329 amino acids. NCBI's taxonomy places the organism in Eukaryota, Viridiplantae, Chlorophyta, Chlorophyceae, Chlamydomonadales, Chlamydomonadaceae. Gene Ontology annotation, molecular function: methyltransferase activity. Gene Ontology annotation, biological process: methylation. The transcript has 7 exons.